AUGCGCGACCUCAAGCCGCUGAUGCUCCCCAAACUGGCGCCCGCCAGAGACCCUCUAACCGACUCGCCUACCGCCGACGAGCGCGCCUGCCAGCUCUAUCCCGAUUCGUCUUUCUCUGCUUCCGAGUGCUCUACGCCAUUGAGCCAAACCUUUUCCACCAACGGCCAUGUCCGCCACUCGAGCUCCCUCUCCUCUCUCUCAUCGUCGCCGCCCUCGUCCUACGAGCACCUGGACAGCAUGACCAGCUCCAGCAAGCUCCCCCGCCUGCCCGAGGAUCCUCUGGAGGGCCCCUUCGCCUCCGACCCCGACGACGACGACGAGGUCGAGGGCAAGCUCGGCUCCUGGUGCCUGUGCAGUGUCGCUGAGGGCUGCCCGCACGGUGACAGCAGGACCGCUCACUCAACCCCUAGCUUGACGAGCCCGGUGUUCGAGUUCGCCGACGGCCCGUUUGGCGACGACGGCGAGUCAAGGUAUUCUCCCCGCCGCCGCAGGUCGGGUGACUCGCCUGCAAGCAUCUCGUCACGCGUCGGCGAGCGCUUCCCCUCGCUCACCCGAAAGUGGAAAGAUCGCAGGACACCUUCGGGGCUGUCUAGAGAAACAACGCGCGCAUCCACGCCGUCCGGCGGUCGUUCCAGCCGGGCGUCGUCCAAUGCUGGAUCCGUCGUCCCCUCAGUGAACGCCAGCCUGACCGAACUCCCCCAGAGCCCAGCGCGGUCCUCGAUUGAGCGCGACGAUGAGCUGACACCCACUUCGCCAAUUGACAUCGUCAGGCCACGUGAGGAUGAUGACGAUGCGAUGGAGCGCGAGAGGCUCGCGUCGACUCCCCUGCUCCCGCCCGUGAUGUGCGGCAAGGUGGCGUCGUCGGAGAAGGACUGGCAGUCCCCGCUGCAGUCACCCACAGUCGCGGAUUCCAAUGCGACUUUUUCGGCCAUGAACAGCCCGUUGGGAACCCCGCAGGCGCCGAUGAUGCAAACCCCACCGCUGUCCACCAGGCCCUCGAUUGCCUCGUUCAGGCAUGGUCGUCCCGGCGGGAUGGUACCGAGCUCGGACAUCCCACCAAUGACGAUCAGCGACGACGACAGCGAGCAAGACGAGUGGGCGGAGAAGCUUGGCCACGCCAACUUUACAAUCCUGCCCAAGCCGUACAUGCCCGACGUCUGCGACGGGGCUGCAUACCGCGAGCUGUUCGCCAACUGGGAACGCGCGCGCCUCAACUUCACCAAGCACCUCGUCCGCACCGGCGAGCAUUUCGGCGCGACGUCCAAGACAUACCGGCUGACGGAGCAGAAAUGGGCCGAAGUCGACAGCCAAUGGAAGAAGUUCCACGAUGCCGCCGUCGCCUGCGCAACCUGGGACGGUCUCGACCACGCUACUGGCCCAACGCCGAGCGAACCCCCGCCACUGAUGACGCUGCCUGCACUAGAAGACCCGAAGAAGCCCGGGCAGUUCCCCAAGCUCGGCGACGAGGACAUUGUCGGUCCCAUGGUUCAGGCAGCGGCGAGGAGCCUUCCGCGUUCCUCCAAGAAGGCAUCCUGGGCCAAAUUCCUCAGCGACAUCAAGUCGCCCGGCACUUUUUUCGCACGCCCGAACCAGCAGAUCGGCGUGGGCUCGAGAUGA
This is a messenger RNA of Diplodia corticola, 1617 nucleotides long. RefSeq names its product only proline and serin are matching in the corresponding protein. The transcript has 2 exons. The record is from RefSeq and is a predicted model, not a curated record. Lineage: Eukaryota; Fungi; Ascomycota; Dothideomycetes; Botryosphaeriales; Botryosphaeriaceae. The coding region runs from base 1 to 1617 and encodes 538 amino acids.